AUGAGUUGUGAACAGGCGACCGCCCAGGCACUCAGAGAAUCGGGCCACAGGCUGACGCCGCAGCGCCUCAUGAUACUCUCUGUAAUACGCCACUCGGAUGUGCACGUUACGGCAUCGGAAAUUUAUGAUCAGGUGAAGGCUUCCUACCCAUACAUCGACGUCUCCACCGUAUAUCGCACGCUCGGCGUCCUCAAGCAGAUGCGCCUCGUUUCAGAGACGGAUAUGGGCGGGGGCGAGUACCGCUACGAAUGGAUUAACCACCUGCGCCACCACCAUCUGAUUUGCCGCGGCUGCGACAAAGUAGUGCUGCUAGACCACAAGUACUGGGAGAACAUAGGCGCGGAAAUAAUGGGAGACUAUGGGUUCCAGCCCGAUAUAGAUCAUAUAGCCCUCUUCGGCAUCUGCCACGAAUGCCUCGAACACGCGGACGACGAGUGA
This is a messenger RNA of Geodia barretti, 438 nucleotides long. Lineage: Eukaryota; Metazoa; Porifera; Demospongiae; Tetractinellida; Geodiidae. The record is from the annotation of a GenBank genome assembly.